Closterium sp. Naga37s-1 is the source of this 480-nucleotide messenger RNA. The record is from the annotation of a GenBank genome assembly. Lineage: Eukaryota; Viridiplantae; Streptophyta; Zygnematophyceae; Desmidiales; Closteriaceae.
AUGUUGGGUGGGUUAUGGCUGUUGCAUACCUCAUCCUUUGUUUCCUCCGCCCCCCUCUCCUGUUCUGCCAUGUGUGUUGGCAACCAGGUGAAGCUGAGCUAUGACCUGCUGAUUGGGCUACACUUCCACAAGCUACAAGACGACUACGAAGUGGCAUUUGUGGAGGGCUGCCUGCACCCCUCCUCCUGCGCGCCGCCCUCCGCCUCGCUCUCCCUGCUGCCCCGCAUCACCGGCCCUUCUCUGCUACCUGCACCCUCGGGGUCAGGGGCAGGAGGCCAAGGGGCAGAGUGGGAGGAGAAGGGGCAGGGGGGAGGUGGAGAGGGAGGAGUGGGAGCGGAAGAGGGAGGGGCGAGCAAGGGGGGAGCGCGGCCACUGAUGGAGCUGGUGCCGCUGGAGGGGGAUGGGGAGGAGGCCAACCGGCGGGCGGUGAUGGUGCGUGAUGUGAAGCUCUCCGAAUUGAAAGUGCUACUGCAAGCCUAG